GUAACGUGCGAGAGGGUAUUCGCCAUUUGCCCAAUGCAUUCUUUGUUCAAGUCUACCCGGCUAGCUGGCUCUUUUGUGUCCAUAAGCAUUUUGGCGUAAGUGUUCUACUUGUUUCGACUUCCUCAAUGUUCAGCUUGGACAAGUGUCAGCAGUAACCAAAAUCAGGAUUUGACAGCAACCCAAUAUCGUUCAUGAUUCAGCAUGGGAGAGCCGGAAGCGUGUCGCCGUCGUGAACGCCUAAGCCAAUCACUAUCAGCCCUUGAAUUGACUCUGAUUGAUUUCCAUGAAAAUGCCGCUAGCAAAUCAGCUUCUAAUUUCGAAGCGACGUUGCCAUCGGAAAAGGCAGCUCUACACGGCGAUCUGUCCAGUUCGUUGUCACCUUCAGUCAGCACACUCAAGUCAGUUGGCCAGCAAUCGAGCGCUCACAAAUCGUCACCCAUGCGAGCUUUCCUGACACCACCCCUCAUGAGGAAACGAAAAUCAACCAGCAAACAUCACGAUGAUGAUGACGGAAGUGAUUCUCGGCUAUCAACCGGCAAUGCGUUGGCCACCAACCGUCACAAAUCGUUUGGUUUCCUCAGCCUCCUCAAGUUCAAGUUUUCCGAUCGAAGUGGUCGCAGUAAGCAACCAGUCGUUCAAUCAACUUGUCCUGUGGUGGCUGGAGAAGAGCUAACCGAUAGUCUAGGGGAUAAAUCGGCGUUUCAGUCCUCGUUAACCUCGUGUGUUGAUCAACCCAAUGUUCUUUCGUCUACUAUUCCGGAACCUGAUCAAUGUGAGGAUCACCGUAACACAACGACAGCUGUCAUCAGUCAACAAGAAUCAAACGAUAAUCAUCCGCAAUUAUGGGCGUCUGCCGGCUUGUCAGUGGCUGCAGCGGCUGCCGCGUCAUCAGUCUUGCCUAAAUUGACUAUGCCUAAGAAAGUCACCAUUUGUUCCAAACGCCCUUUCACGCCACACUCAUCGUUGGACAAUCCUGACUCAAAACAUACGAUGGUGUCACCAAUGCCUGCCAUGUCCGUAUCGUCUUUACCACCGCUAUUGUCGUUGCAGCAAUCCGGAUCGAUCCAGCCGGUGGGUCCUUUUCGCCUUCAUGUCAUUCUGAAGCAGGGACGCAAUUUGGCAGCCAAGGAUUCGUGUGGCACGAGUGAUCCCUAUGUCAAAUUCAAGCUGGGCAACAAAGUCAUUCAUCGUUCUAAAACUGUCUAUCGUGAUUUAAAUCCCAUUUGGGAAGAAGAUUUCUAUGCCCAUUUAGAUGAUUUAAAUACUCCAUUACAUAUCCGGGUCUUUGAUUACGAUUGGGGUUUGCAAGAUGAUUUUCUGGGAGCAGCUACAUUUGACUUGAACCAGCUCGAACUAAACAAAGUAAAUUUAUACUCAUUGGAUCUCUUCGCGGAUGACACUGACGGCCGUCAGGGCAUCAUUGAUUUGUCCAUAGGUCUUUAUCCAAAAAUCUCAGAAGACGAUGGCGAUCAGAGAUCUCCUCCCAAAAUUGGUGAUCAAUCUAAAAAACUAAAAGUGCAAAUCUGGUCAUCAAUCGUUAACAUACUCAUCAUUGAAGGACGACAUUUAACUGACAAAGACGGUGAACUAUUGUGCAAACCUUACCUCCGUUUGCGGUUAGCAAACGAAAAAUACAAGACGAAGUCAGUGACGCGGAGUUCCAACACGAGCGUCACUUGGCUUGAGCAAUUCGAUUUCCAUCUGUACGAAGAUCAGUCUCAUUUCCUUGAAAUAAACCUGCACGAGAAAGAAUGGAAAGGUUCUCUUGGAAGAGAUGAAUCGAUUGCGAGGGCCGUCCUCGAUUUGGGGAGCAUUGAAGGGGAACGAACGCAUUCACUGAACUGUGAAUUCCAGCACGGAGGUUCCGGAAUCUUGUCGCUUUUGAUCACCAUCAGUGGCACUACUGCCUCAGAGACUAUAUCCGAUUUAUCGACGCAUCAACUUGCUGAACAUUCUAAAGAAGCGGAGAUUAUACAGAAACGCUAUAGUCUCUGGAAAACGCUUCACAAUUUGCGAGACGUGGGACAUCUGAGCGUGAAAGUCUUCCGUGCAACUGGAUUAGCAUCCGCCGAUAUCGGUGGUAAAUCCGAUCCGUUUUGUGUGCUCCAGCUAGUCAAUUCAAGGUUGCAGACACAAACAGAGUACAAAACUUUAAACCCUUCAUGGAACAAAAUAUUUACUUUUAACGUAAAGGACAUCAAUUCUGUUUUGCAAGUCACGGUGUACGACGAAGACAGGGAUCAUAGAUUUGAAUUUCUGGGUGCUGUUGUGAUACCUUUAUUACGCGUAGCUAACGGACAAAAGAGGUGGUACGCCCUAAAAGACCGUAAGUUACGUGCCAGGGCCAAGGGCAACAAUCCGCAAAUUUUACUAGAACUCAACGUCGUCUGGAAUGAAAUUCGAGCAACUAUUCAAACAUUGCAGCCGAAAGAAAAAAAGUAUAUUGAGCCAGAAGUCAAGUUCAACCGCCAUACGUUCGUCCGUAAUGUGAUACGAGUCAAGGCCGUCGUCAUGGAUAUCAUCGAAAUCGGCAAAUAUAUCGAGAGCAUCUGGGAAUGGGAAUCUAACACGCGCAGUUGCGUUGGAUUUGCUGUCUUUCUAGUCGUUACGUGGCAUUUCGAGCCAUACGUUAUCCCUUUAAUGUUGCUUCUCUUUUUCCUUCGCAAUUUUUUGAUCCGAUCGUUUACCCAUGCCUACCUUAGCGAAUACCAUGAGAGCGAUUACGCUUCAGGUGAUGAAGACGAUGAUGACGUCGACGAGAAGAAUAAGGAGGAAAGAAAAAGCCUCAAGGAAAAACUGCAAUCUAUCCAGGAAGCAACUUUAACCGUCCAGAAUUCUAUUGGCUACUUAGCUUCGCUAUUUGAAAGCGUCAAAAACACCUUCAAUUUCAGUGUUCCCUUCCUCUCCUACUUGGCUAUACUUUUGUUGAUAGCAUCAUGUGUUUUACUUUAUGCCGUUCCUUUAAGAUAUCUCAUUUUGUGCUGGGGUAUUAACAAGUUCACGCGCAAGCUAUUGCGUCCUCAUAGCAUUCCCAACAACGAAGCUAUCGAUUUCCUUAGCAGAGUCCCCGAUGAUGAGCAACUGGCGGACUAUCGCGAAUUGCGGUUGGAUUUGCCUGCGGAUAAUGGUGAUAAAACAAACCGCAAAGUCACAAAAAAAAAAUAGGUUUUGCUUUGCUCGGUGUUUUCCUCUUUCGAUUUCGACGUUCCAAUAUCUGUCCAUUCAAUCGUUCAUUGUCACGUUUUUAAACCAGUUAGUUAUUUAUAAAUGUCUUUUUUUGCCUGUUUAAUUCAGUCUAUAAGUGGCCUUAAAACGGAAUAAAUUCUCAAAGUUUCCCAUUUAA
Daphnia carinata is the source of this 3343-nucleotide messenger RNA. It is a transcript of the gene Mctp, whose product is annotated as multiple C2 and transmembrane domain-containing protein-like. The coding region runs from base 202 to 3165 and encodes 987 amino acids. The record is from RefSeq and is a predicted model, not a curated record. Gene Ontology annotation, molecular function: calcium ion binding. NCBI's taxonomy places the organism in Eukaryota, Metazoa, Arthropoda, Branchiopoda, Diplostraca, Daphniidae. The transcript has 19 exons. Gene Ontology annotation, biological process: regulation of neurotransmitter secretion. Gene Ontology annotation, cellular component: synaptic vesicle membrane.